CUUUAAAAUCAUCUGCUUCAAACUGAAAGUAGGCUCUAUCCAACAUUUUCCUUCCCUGAAAGAAUGGUAAAUAAAAGAAAUGACUUCAACUGAAUAAAGAAGUCUUCCACUAAACGAGAGAAUGGAAAAGAUUGGUGAAGAGAAACACAUUCAUCAAAAGUCUACACCCCCCGAUGACGGCAAUGAUUCUAUAGACGACACGUCUCCUCUGAUUUCGUUGUCAUCAGACCGGUCAGAAUCGAUGGGGUGGGAUGCGAUAGAAGAGUGUGCUGGAGUGACUUUUUCUGUGUCUGCGAUGGGGGGAACAGAGAGACAAAGAAGACUAAAGAUCUCUGAGGCAUCGACAACAGAGGAGUGGAUCCAACAGACGGUGUCUGCAAUGCCACCAUGUGAUAUUUGCGAUGUCUGUGAAAAGAGUUAUCCGCAUCACGAGUCCAUAGAGUUCUGGAGGAGUAUUGACGAGUGUUCAGAUCUUCGUACACGAUGUCACAAAAAGUUCUAUAAAAGACUUAUCCAGAGAUUUCGGGAGGUUUUUCCGGAAGAGGCAGCUUUACGAAACAGUCGGACAAUGAAUCUUCUGAAAAACCUACUUCACAUAGAGGGAACAGAUGACACAGUUGAGGUUUAUUUUGACAAAUUUGUCAGAGUCCUUAAAUUUUUUGGACCAGUGAAGCUUUCUGGACAGCGAUGUAUUCUUCUAGAACAAUUGCAGCUUUUAAUAGAUAAAUCAUUGAGAUACAAUAAACAAAGAAAAGAGAAAAUAAGUUGGUUUGCUGGUGAUAUGACUAGACAACAAGCAGAAAGCAAAUUAAAUUCAGAACCUGGUGGUACCUAUCUUAUCAGGAUGAGUCAAAACAACUCAGAACAUGGAGAUUUUGUUCUGUCUGUAAAACAGGGUGAUGCUAUCCAUCAUAUUGAGAUCAAAGGACAACCUUUGAAAGCCUUUGAUCAACAACCCUUUUCCAGUUGUUUGAUAUUCAAGGAGAAAGAAUACUCUUCACUUAUAGACCUAGUUGAGGACCUGAAAUAUGACUCGAUAACGAUCACUGGGGAGGAGGAUGAAACAGAGGUAACAGAGUUGUGGUGCACUACCAUCUGUCCGGGACUUCCACUUAAUUCCGCCAUUACCGGGUACAAGAGAACAAAGGCAAAGCAAUAGGGGCCGUUGUUGUUUUAAUGUACUGUUGACUAUAUAAAUAUUGCACUUUGUUUUAUUUGCUCUUGAUAAAAUGUUCUCGUUUUUUUAUGAAUUGAUCUCUUUUUUAUGCAGUGAAAAGAAAUGUCUCAAUAAUUUCCAAACAGCCCUCGUUAUGUGUUUUCACGAUAAGUUGUCCGGUAAUCUUUGAAUUAUCAAGAAGAAGGUUCAAAACAUUUUUUCAUUUAGGAGCCUCAACAUAAUGAUUCUCUGUAAGUAAAAUAUACAAAAGCAAUUGAAUGAUACAUUCCUAAUGGUACUUAUAAAACUGAA
This is a messenger RNA of Saccostrea echinata, 1468 nucleotides long. RefSeq lists its product as uncharacterized. The transcript has 8 exons. Bases 122 to 1159 code for a protein of 345 amino acids. NCBI's taxonomy places the organism in Eukaryota, Metazoa, Mollusca, Bivalvia, Ostreida, Ostreidae. The record is from RefSeq and is a predicted model, not a curated record.